Molecule: messenger RNA, 282 nt
Organism: Cylicostephanus goldi
Lineage: Eukaryota; Metazoa; Nematoda; Chromadorea; Rhabditida; Strongylidae
Source: the annotation of a GenBank genome assembly
AUGUCCUCCACAGGUGAAACACAAAAUCUGAAAAGUCCAUUUGCUGGAUCGGAUUGGAGUAUUGGGACCAUAGUGUCCGCUUUGUUCACCUGCUUGUUCGCGUAUGAUGGCUGGGACAUUUUGAAUUUUGGUGCCGAGGAAAUUGAAAAGCCAAAAAGAACCAUGCCUCUUGCUAUCGUGAUUGGCAUGUUAUGCAUUGCUCUAAUCUUCCUUGCCGUAAAUUUCUCGUACUUUGUUGUGUUGGAUCCUGCUGAAAUACUUGAGAGUGACGCUGUUGCCGAG